Procambarus clarkii (red swamp crayfish) is the source of this 1122-nucleotide messenger RNA. The record is from RefSeq and is a predicted model, not a curated record. NCBI's taxonomy places the organism in Eukaryota, Metazoa, Arthropoda, Malacostraca, Decapoda, Cambaridae.
AUGUUGGCAGCCUGCGACGCUGGUCUUACAGGUCUGGGAGGCUCCCGCGAUGGUCUUACAGGUCUGGGAGGCUCCUGUGUUGGUCUUACAGGUCUGGGAGGCUCCGGUGUUGGUCUUACAGGUCUGGGAGGCUCCCGUAUUGGUCUUACAGGUCUGGGAGGCUCCCGUGUUGGUCUUACAGGUCUGGGAGGCUCUCGUGUUGGUCUUACAGGUCUGGGAGGCUCCGGUGUUGGUCAUACAGAUCUGGGAGGCUCCGGUGUUGGUCUUACAGAAAAUAAAGAAAAGCUCAGUGUUACACUCAGUGUGGCUGGUCUUACACUCAGUGUCCCUGGUCUUACACUCAGUGUCCCUGGUCUUACACUCAGUGUAGCUGGUCUUACACUCAGUGUGGCUGGUCUUACACUCAGUGUCCCUGGUCUUACACUCAGUGUCCCUGGUCUUACACUCAGUGUAGCUGGUCUUACACUCAGUGUGGCUGGUCUUCCACUCAGUGUGGCUGGUCUUACACUCAGUGUGGCUGGUCUUACACUCAGUGUGGCUGGUCUUACACUCAGUGUCCCUGGUCUUACACUCAGUGUCCCUGGUCUUACACUCAGUGUCCCUGGUCUUACACUCAGUGUGGCUGGUCUUACACUCAGUGUGGCUGGUCUUACACUCAGUGUGCCUGGUCUUACACUCAGUGUGGCUGGUCUUACACUCAGUGUGGCUGGUCUUACACUCAGUGUGGCUGGUCUUACACUCAGUGUGCCUGGUCUUACACUCAGUGUGGCUGGUCUUACACUCAGUGUGGCUGGUCUUACACUCAGUGUGGCUGGUCUUACACUCAGUGUGCCUGGUCUUACACUCAGUGUGGCUGGUCUUACACUCAGUGUGGCUGGUCUUACACUCAGUGUGGCUGGUCUUACACUCAGUGUGCCUGGUCUUACACUCAGUGUGGCUGGUCUUACACUCAGUGUGGCUGGUCUUACACACAGUGUGGCUGGACUUACACGAGGCUUGGAUGGGAGCCAGGGUUACAAACAUGAUAUUCUUGCACGAACUCCUCAGACAAACAUUGCUCAGUGCUCAUCAUAUUUUAAGACCAAACUACGCAACAAAUUUAUUAUUGUUAACAACAGUUAA